AAAAAAAGGAGAGAGAAUAGAGUUAGCUAUGACUAUGUGUAAUAAGAGAAGCACAAAAACAAGCCUUCCAUGACUGUGCCAUCAAGAAAGUAGCUUUGUUUUCCAUCCCAAACUGUCAAAAGUCUCUCUUCACCUAUAGCUUAAGUAAACACUUUCUCUAUCUCUCUCUCUCAUCAAUGUUCCUUUGAGAUCAAUGCUCCUCCUCUUCUUCUUCUUUUUCAUAUAAACCACAUAUCUUCCACUCCGCAUCUUAACAAAUUUCACAGCAAACCCUAAAAUUGAGAAAGAGAAAAAAAAAGAUAGAGAGAGAAAGAUGGGUAGAGGGAAGAUAGAGAUAAAGAGGAUCGAGAACGCAAACAAUAGAGUUGUGACGUUCUCGAAGAGGAGGAAUGGGUUGGUGAAGAAGGCGAAAGAGAUUACAGUUCUUUGCGAUGCAAAAGUUGCUCUCAUAAUCUUUGCAAGCAACGGCAAGAUGACUGAUUAUUGUUGUCCUUCCAUGGAUCUUGGUGCUAUGUUGGACCAAUAUCAGAAGCUAUCUGGCAAGAAACUAUGGGAUGCUAAACAUGAGAACCUCAGCAAUGAGAUAGAUAGGAUCAAGAAAGAGAAUGAUAGCUUGCAGCUGGAGCUCCGGCAUUUGAAAGGGGAAGAUAUACAGUCUCUCAACUUAAAAAAUCUGAUGGCUGUAGAGCAUGCCAUUCAACACGGCCUAGACAAAGUCCGAGACCACCAGGCAUGUUAUACAUCUCUACAUGCAUUCAUAAGCAUGUAUAUGUUUGCAUAUAUAAAUACAUUCUCACACUUAAACUCUUAUUUUGGUCUCUGCUUGGCACAGAUGGAGUUUCUCAUGACAAAGAGGAGAAAUGAGAAAAUGAUGGUGGAGGAAAAUCGGCAACUCAGUUUCCAGCUGGAAAAGAUUAUGUCUCUGGUCAUCGAUUGA
Molecule: messenger RNA, 937 nt
Organism: Thlaspi arvense
Lineage: Eukaryota; Viridiplantae; Streptophyta; Magnoliopsida; Brassicales; Brassicaceae
Source: the annotation of a GenBank genome assembly